UUACAGUUUAUGAUGUCAUCAUCACGGGCCAUAUCUUUCUUCUCGCCCCAGGCCCCAGAAAGCACUUGUUAUUGUAAGUACAGUACCCAUUUUCAAAGGAUUGCAGUUGUGCUAAAAUGCCAGGGAGAUGCAGUUUGUAUGGAGGAAAGCGUUUCAAUUACAAGAUCUAAAGCCCUCAACUGACCUUAAACUUAGAGCUUGUGUUUAAAGCGAAAAGUCCAGCCAAAUUAAGGACAGCUGUCGUAAGAUCCUGUUAUAAUUAGUGCCCCGUGUAAUAUAGGUCAUGUAAUGUAUUAACUAUAUAAUGUCCACAUUUCCAUUUUUUUGGAAGCUUUCUACUCCAUUGUGCGAAGCUACCUCCUUUUUUGUCAUCGUGCAGAAUUUAUUCCGAUUUAUUGUUAAUGUCCAAAUUUUUUAAGGAGGGCAAACCAUCGUUCCACGAACUUAUUUGCAAGAGACCCUCUACGUGUUUUUUUAAAGUACCCGUUUACGCGGGAUCCGGUCCAGAUCGGAUCCAUACGGGUUCACCUCUGAAAGCGAUCCCAAAAGUGUUCGGAUAGCGGAUCCAAAAGUAUACGGAUCCAUCAGUUCCCGUGUAAACGCAAGGCCUAUCCGUAUUCUUUUGGAUCCGACCCGGUUCGGAUCCGCUCUCGUGUAGACAGGCUCUUAAAAGAUAACAUGAAGUAUUAAUUUUCAAAGAAAUAUCAACAAUGGUAAACGCAACAAGAGUGUUUUUAUCUCAUAAGGUAACCCUAGUACCCAAAGGAAUCCUUUUAAUCCAUUGUUUGUAGCCGUUCCUAACAAGAUAAGAUUAGCUUAAAUUAACUCAUUCAUGACUAAAUCAUGUCACAUGCAGGCACACAAAGUGACUGCAGACUAUCAAGACUAUCGGUGUGUCUUAUUUUAGCUCGAGACUACUGAUUUGCUAUGGACGUCAAAAUGUAAUGUUCUUUUUAUUCAUCUAACGGGCCAGAGAUUGGUUUGACCAAAUGUAAAUUGGUUUGACUAAAUGUCAGCACCAUAAAAGUACUAUUGCUAUGGUCAGCACUCACUAUGAAUUAACAGAUAAAAAUCCCAUAUUUUAUCCCAGAUAAAAAAAUUGACACCAAUGGAGUAUCGAUAUUUUAGACGUUAGUCGAAUUUGAUGCUUCAACGCCUUUAUUCUCUUUUUCGUUACUGAAACCUAAAGACGCGCCGUUAACUUCUCCAAAUUACCUUUAAUAUGUAACACUGAUAUCAAAAUUCCACAGGUCCACCAGUCCGGUUAAUAGCAUGUUUCUCGUCUUUGUUGUCAGUUACCCCCUGAUGAGUGUGACUGCUCACGUUGGCCUUAGAUAUCCUUCCCUGUUGUGCGUUCUGCAUUUGCAUUCUAAUCACUUUAGUGCUCUUGGACGUCCAAAUGGAAAUGGAAAACGGCAGUCCAGUGACCUCUUUACGCUACAAACGUUUGAAGUUCGGAAAGAAAUUCUCCAUCUUCAACAAAACUCUCUUGAUCGUUUCUGGUCUCUGCGGGAUUCUACUUCUUUCUCAAAGCUUCAACUUAUUGCAGGAGAGAACGAGAUUGGAUCCAGAUGGACCUGGUCAUGCUGUGCAAAAGAGAUCAGUCUGGGUGUCAUCAGAGUUAGCUGACAAUUUUACAAAGGCGAAUUCUUCCAAGAGAGCUGAUUCAAAUGAUAGUUUUGCUGAAUGUAGCCCACCUAGUAUCCAAGAAUUUCCUAAAGAUUUUUUUUCAAACUCACAGCGAAGGAAAGGAGCGGUCAUAGUUCACAUUCUAGUUUCUGUUUACAUGUUUAUUGCAUUGGCAUUUGUUUGUGAUGACUACUUUGUGGCUUCGCUCGAUCAUAUAUGCGAGAACUUGAAUCUAAGUGAAGAUGUUGCCGGAGCAACGUUUAUGGCAGUGGGGGGCUCAGCCCCGGAGCUGUUCACCUCCGUCAUUGGUCUUUUUGUCAUUGGGUAUGGAGAUGUUGGCCCAGGAACAAUCGUUGGAUCGGCCGUUUUCAAUAUUCUCGUUGCCCUAGGACUUGUGAGCUUCUUUGCGGGGCAGGUCACCCAACUCACCCGCUGGCCAAUAUUACGAGACUCGCUUUCAUACAGUGUAGCCAUUGCUGCUUUGAUAGGGGCUAUGUACGAUGGAUUUAUCACGUGGUACGAGAGUCUUAUCAUGUUGUUACUAUAUGCCGGGUACAUUACUUUGAUGAAGUUCAAUUCAACAGUUCUCAAAAUAAUUCAGCCAGAAUCAGUCUACGUGAAGGAAGAAGAAAAAAAUCCUCUAUCUAAUGGUACAGUUGAUUAUGGUUCUACCAUGCUCGAAAAUGGAGAUAUUCCUGCGUAUUGCGGCAGUCCUGACAGUUACCAACUUGUGACAAAGAAAAUUCGUAAGCUUACGUGGAGGGAAGUUGGUAUGAUGGUUAUGUUGAGUGACAGAUUUCAACCAGCCACGCGAUUUCGAGCAGCAUGUUACAUGGUAACAAUGCGACAGGAUGAUGGUCACGAGCAUCAGAAUGAGAGUGACACCAACCAGAAUGAGCCUGCCGACAUUGUUAGCAAGAAUUCCUUUAAACACGAAAGUGGUCAUGUAGAUAUCAAGAUUGAAGCUGGACCAUUUUACCCACAAGAUAGAUCAUGUUUUGGCAUGGUAUUCUGGAUAAUAUCAAGACCAAUUGCAUUAAUUUUACAUUUUACAAUACCGGAUUGCAAGAUGGAAAAAUGGGCUCGAUGGUACAUGGUAACUUUUCUUAUGUCAAUUAUUUGGAUUGGAGCUCUUUCUUACAUCAUGGUCUGGAUGGUCGUCAUCAUUGGAUACACUUUAGGAAUACCUGAUGUUAUCAUGGGGAUAACCUUCCUUGCAGCUGGAUCCAGUGUCCCAGAUGCCCUUGCGAGCCUUAUUGUUUCAAGACAAGGUCAAGGAGAUAUGGCGACGGCAAAUUCUAUUGGAAGCAAUGUUUUCGACAUCCUCAUUGGUCUUGCAUUGCCAUGGUUUUUCCAAACUGCUUUGCUGCAUCCUGGUUCGCGGGUCAAAGUGAACAGUCGUGGGCUCAUAUAUUCUGUUGUCCUUCUAUUUACAACUGUCUUUAUCACGAUAAUAUCAAUCCACUUUAACAAAUGGAGACUUGACAGAAAGACUGGUGUUGUAUUUUUUGUUGCCUAUUUCAUAUUUAUAGUAAUUUCAAGUCUCAUAGAAUUUAACAUUUUUGGAUUUGUUAAUCUUCCUACCUGUUCACUAUCAGAAUAAUGCAUCACGUAAAACAUUUACGCUUUUAUCCAGUUUAUGAACAUGCUGAAGCUGUUUGGAAUCACAAUAGAUAUUUAAUCCUUGCCAGAACCUCUUGAAAUAUUCAAUCUUCAAAACAGGGGCGGACACUUGGUCAAAUAUUGGGAGGGCAAGCCUAUUGUUUUGCUAAGAUGACGUCAUAUUUUCCAUUGUUUUAGAACAAAAUGCUAUUGUCCUAAAAAAAUUGGAGUUCCCCCACCUUCCUCGCCUCCCAGGUGUCCGCCGCUGCUUUGAAACACAGUGCGCUUGCUACCAUUCCAGACCGGCCCGCUGAUAACACGCACACUACACCCUCACCUCCCCAAAACGUUUUUCGGUUAGCAAAUUUCUAUUCAAUCUUUUCUGGUUCAUGUUUAGAUUUUCGGGAAUUAACUCAAUAAUUUACUGAAAAUUGCUUUUUAAUUUGUAACAACUAGCAAUACAGGCGAAAACUCAUUUUUUUUAAGUCCCACAUGCAUCUUUCCGUUUUAUAUUCGCUUUACGUCAGGCGUGACAAAACCAAUGAUUACCAUGCCCAAAAGCCAGGCGAGAAAUGGUUGUUUAACAAUUAGAUCUGAAGUUACGAGAUGAUUUUUGGUUGCUUUAGUAGCUUUUUCUGUUAUUUAGUUUAGACUCAUUCAUUAGCUUUAUUUAUAAUUUUAUAAUUACACACGCACUAAUACAUCUACAUUCAAAAUUUCGCACGUUUUUAACCAUAUCGCACUGACGUUCAUGUGUAUAAUGUCAUCUGUAUUUUAUUACAACUUCAUUUUCUAGUAUAUUUUAAUCAGAUUUAUGUCAAUGCUUUGCAUACUCAACUUUUGACGCAUUACAGUGUAAGAAAAGUUUAGUGAAAACAGUGUAAUAAGUUGGUUUGUAACUUUUGACGCAUUACAGUGUAAGAAAAUUUUAGCAAUAAGUUGGUUUGUAUGGAUACUGGAAUGUAUUCUGUCCAAUAAAUAUCCCUUUGGGAGACCCUUUCGAAUUAUGACCUCGUUUUGUUAACAUGCUCUAAAAGAAACGUGUUGAAUUUUAAACGCUGAAUUAGAUAUUUUUGAAUUACUCCUAUAAUGUUUAGUAUUGUAAUCUUGCAAAAUGAUAAUUUCUGCUGCUUAAAAGAAAUUUCCUUAAUUCUAUAUUUAGCUGAAUAUUUAGAAAUAUAUUUUGGAAUUCAUAAACUGUGAUCCGUCUUUCAAAAUGAGAUGUUAGUGUAUUGUUUCCAUUGUUCUCGCCUGCUAUGAAGGAGUGUGUCCUGGUUACCAUGGCAGGCAUCAAAGCAACUCUUACGUAAUUUAUUGCUGCUAUUUCUAAGAGCUGCUUUGCUACAAAAAACCUCUAUCAUUUUUAUGGCAAUGUUUGAAUUGUUGAAAGCUUGGAAUGAGAAGGCUAAGAAAAUAGUUGUUUGUGUCAUCAAGUGCCUGGUUUUACAGAAAAAGUAUGAUGAAAUCUGAUAUUUGCAGUUUUACGUGCUUGCGUAUUUCUGGCAUUGAAAAAACGUCUAAACUUGUUCCAAACAUUGGUUUUCAACUGCAAUACUCAAGAAACACUCGCCCUUCAAAGAUAAGUUAUUCAAAUAUUUA
This is a messenger RNA of Rhopilema esculentum, 4830 nucleotides long. Its product is annotated as sodium/potassium/calcium exchanger 4. NCBI's taxonomy places the organism in Eukaryota, Metazoa, Cnidaria, Scyphozoa, Rhizostomeae, Rhizostomatidae. Gene Ontology annotation, biological process: calcium ion transmembrane transport; intracellular calcium ion homeostasis. The record is from RefSeq and is a predicted model, not a curated record. Gene Ontology annotation, cellular component: plasma membrane. Gene Ontology annotation, molecular function: calcium channel activity; calcium, potassium:sodium antiporter activity.